Molecule: messenger RNA, 1428 nt
Organism: Benincasa hispida (wax gourd)
Lineage: Eukaryota; Viridiplantae; Streptophyta; Magnoliopsida; Cucurbitales; Cucurbitaceae
Product: putative 12-oxophytodienoate reductase 11
Molecular function (GO): FMN binding; oxidoreductase activity
Source: RefSeq, a predicted model, not a curated record
AUCACACCUACCUUUUUUCAAUAAUUCAACGUUGCUUCUUCUCGUUCGCUCACCUGUUCUCUGUGGCCGUCGUAGAGCAGAAAUUUAUAAAUACCCAAAGGAAGAGCAGCAGGCCGAGAAAAAAGUUAAAAAGCAAUAGAAAUGGCUAAUCAAAUUCCCAGCAUUCCUGAUCUCUUCACUUCUUACAAGAUGGGCAACUUCAAUCUUUCUCACAGAAUUGUAUUGGCUCCAUUAACAAGACAAAGAUCCUACAACAAUGUUCCUCAACAACAUGCUAUCUUAUAUUACUCCCAGAGAACAACCAAUGGGGGUUUCUUAAUAGCCGAGGCCACUGGAGUUUCUGACACUGCCCAAGGCUAUCCUGAUACACCUGGGAUAUGGACAAAGGAACAAGUGGAGGCAUGGAAACCAAUUGUGGAUGCUGUUCAUAGCAAAGGUGGAAUAUUCUUUUGUCAGAUAUGGCAUGUAGGCAGGGUUUCAAAUUCAGAUUUUCAACCAAAUGGACAAGCUCCAAUCUCAUCAUCAGAUAAGCUAUUGUUACCGCAAGUUCGGGCUAAUGGAAUUGAUGUUGCACAAUUUACCCCUCCAAGACGUCUAAGAACGGAUGAAAUCCCUCAAAUUGUCAACCAUUUUAGGCUUGCAGCUAGGAAUGCCAUUGAAGCUGGUUUUGAUGGAGUUGAAAUCCAUGGAGCUCAUGGUUACCUUAUUGAUCAGUUCUUGAAAGAUCAAGUGAACGAUCGAACAGACCAAUAUGGAGGGUCUCUCAAAAACCGUUGUAGAUUUGCUUUAGAAGUAGUUGAAGCUGUUGUAAACGAGAUUGGUGGAGACAGAGUCGGGAUAAGACUAUCGCCGUUUGCAGAUUUCAUGGAGGCAGGAGAUUCAAAUCCGAAAGCUUUGGGAAUGUACAUGGCGGAGAGUUUGAACAAAUAUGGAAUUUUGUACUGCCACAUGGUGGAGCCACGGAUGAAAACUGUUCUGGAGAAAGUUGAGUGUCCUCAUAGCCUAUUACCAAUGAGAAAGGCAUUCAAGGGAACAUUCAUAGCUGCUGGGGGGUAUGAUAAGGGAGAUGGAAACAGAGCCAUUGCUGAGAAUAGAGCAGAUCUUAUUGCUUAUGGACGUUGGUUUUUGGCAAAUCCAGACUUGCCAAGGAGAUUCGAGAUAGAUGCUCCUCUCAACCAAUACAAUAGAGAUACUUUUUACGUAUCAGAUCCAGUGGUUGGUUACACGGAUUAUCCUUUUUUGGACAAGUAGCUUUAUGAAAUAUUUAGUUGGUCACAUGUACUUGGGUUCAAGUUUCCAUUCCAUUGUAUAAUGUAAUGGUAUAGAUUAUACAAGUCUCUGUUUUCUUUCGUUCCACUGGGUUGAAUGGUUGAAGCAACAUAUAAAUUUUAUGAUUAUAUCAAUUUAAACCAUAGCUUAAAUUGUAAA